Adineta steineri is the source of this 351-nucleotide messenger RNA. Lineage: Eukaryota; Metazoa; Rotifera; Eurotatoria; Adinetida; Adinetidae. The record is from the annotation of a GenBank genome assembly.
AUGUAUCUAUUUAAAUUAAAUUUAUUUCUUAGUUUUGUUUGUUAUGUUUGGAGUGGUGCAAUACAAAUUACAAGUAGUAAUAUUGAUUCAAUACUUUCUUCAAAUGAACUUGUUUUUAUUAAUUUUUAUGCAAAUUGGUGUCGAUUUAGUCAAAUGCUUAAUCCUAUUUAUGAUCAAUUUGCUGAUAAAGUUGCUAAACAAUAUCCGCAACAAGGACUUGUUGUUAUUGGAAAAGUUGAUUGUGAUUCCCAAUCAUCAAUAUCAACAAAAUAUCAUGUUAAUAAAUAUCCAACAUUAAAAUUUUAUCGACAUGGAAUUAUGACAAAACGAGAAUAUCGUGGUGCAAGGUGA